Messenger RNA from Poeciliopsis prolifica (blackstripe livebearer), 3016 nucleotides. Its product is annotated as SRSF protein kinase 2-like. The record is from RefSeq and is a predicted model, not a curated record. Gene Ontology annotation, molecular function: ATP binding; protein kinase activity. The transcript is spliced from 15 exons. The coding region runs from base 515 to 2293 and encodes 592 amino acids. Gene Ontology annotation, biological process: regulation of mRNA processing; protein phosphorylation; spliceosomal complex assembly. Lineage: Eukaryota; Metazoa; Chordata; Actinopteri; Cyprinodontiformes; Poeciliidae.
AAACGACGCAGUGGAAACGCCGGAGCUGUCAGUGAACCGGUGCUCGAGUAGGACACCUAGUGGCCAAUGAACUGAAGUGCUACUGAAGCUGACACCGAGUCAGUGAAGUCACUUCAUUGCAGGUCUUGCAAGGCUUAAUAACCACUGCUUUCAAAACAUCGAUUUUACCAAUGGGCAAACACAGCUGCCAUGUUUCGCCGUAAACCGGCUCGGGGUCCCGCAAAACGGCGGCAGCAGUCGUAACAGCUCCUCCAGUGGCCACUAGACCCUCCUCCUGUCAGACGGAGGAGCGGUGAGCAGAGCAGCCCGGGACUGAGACGCUCCACUCCGCCGCACUCAGCUCAUGCUGUCGGCCUCGCCUCGCCUCGCCGGGAUUCAUUCACUUUUCACUGGAGAAGCUGCGUCCAUAAGAGCCGACAACGUCGCAGCACCUCUGUUCCGCUGGUCUUCCCGAGUUCUGCCGUCACGCCGGCUCCUCUGAAGCUCCACCCAAACUGAUCGCGCUCAAGCCAGCAUGUCGUCAUCCUACGCGGCUGCCAUAUCGGCCCUUCUUACAGCCAACCAACCAAUCCAUCAGCCUUUCUCGGAAACAAAACACAAGAGCGGCAGCGGAAACAGCCCCACGCCCAGCAAGAGCCCCCACUGCCCUCCAUCUUUACAGAACCAAGCCGCCCCACCGGAGCUUCUGGCAUCUUAUGAAGAGCAACAGGAGAAUCCUGCAGAAUAUGGCAUUGGUGGUUAUUACCGGGUAGAGAUUGGAGAAAUAUUUGUUGACCGCUACCAAGUCCUUAAAAAGUUGGGAUGGGGUCACUUCUCCACCGUGUGGCUCUGCUGGGACAUGGUAACGAAGCACUUUGUGGCUCUGAAGGUGGUGAAGAGCGCUGAGAUGUUCACCGAGUCGGCACUGGAUGAGAUCAAGCUGCUUAAAUGCGUAAGGGACAGUGACCCCAAGGAUCCGAAGCGGGAGAAAAUUGUGCAGCUCAUUGACGACUUUCGGAUCUCGGCUCCGACCGGAGAGCACGUGUGCAUGGUUCUGGAGGUUCUCGGCCACGAGCUUCUCAAGUGGAUCGUCAAAUCCAACUACACGGGCCUCCCCCUGCCUUGUGUUAAAAGCAUCCUCAGACAGGUCUUGCAGGGUUUAGAUUACUUGCACACCACAUGCAAAGUCAUCCACACAGACAUCAAGCCGGAAAACAUCCUGCUGAGAGUGGACGAGAUUUAUCUCAGGAAGCUUGCGGCCAACACGAAGCUGUGGCAGUUGCCCGUUCCUCCUCCUCUCAGCGGCAGCAGCUCAGCGAACAAAGGCUCGAGAGAAAAGCAGAGUGUGUUCAACCUGUUUGGGAAGCUGACGGGGGUUCUGCAGGCCAUGGGCGAAUGGUCCAGCAAGGUGUCCAGGAGUCCACUGAAGCAGCUGUCGCCAAAGAACAAGAGCCGUCGGGGACAGAAGAGUCCGUCUGACCCGAAGCCAGACAAGCCUCACGUGACGUUUUCUGAAGCUGCCGCUUCAAACACGCAGCUCUUCACUAGUACCUCAAAGCUCAGAGGUCAUAACCUUAAGAUAAGGAGGCAGACUUUGCUGUUUGAAGAUGUUCUGGACGGUGCUCCACGCAGCCACAGGAACUCCAUGGGUUCCUGCCCAAACUUCAGCAUGGACGCUGCGGCCUCCGGCUCCAGAUCUGCGCCGUUCCCCCAGACGUCGCACACCGAGCCCGUCGCACCUCCGGCUUCCUCAGCUGGAGGAAUCGGUGACACGGAUGUUCCUCUGGACGUGCUGAAGCCUCACAACGCCGACAAAAUUGCCGUCAAGAUUGCAGAUCUGGGCAACGCCUGCUGGGUGCACAAGCACUUCAGCGAAGACAUCCAGACGUGCCAGUAUCGCUCCAUAGAGGUUCUGAUCGGCGCGGACUACGACACGCCAGCUGACAUCUGGAGCACCGCCUGCAUGGCCUUUGAGCUGGCGACGGGAGACUACCUGUUCGACCCCCAGGCAGGAGCCGCGUUCUGCCGGGAGGAAGAUCAUAUCGCCCACAUCAUCGAGCUGCUCGGACCUCUGCCGUCCCAGUUUGCUCUUUCUGGGAGAAAAUCCAAACAGUACUUCAACAGGAAAGGGCAGCUGCGGCACAUCUCCAAACUGAAACCGUGGAGCUUGUUGGAGAUCCUGCUGGACAAGUACGAGUGGCCGCGAGAGGAAGCGCUCCAGUUCAGUUCCUUUCUCCUCACCAUGUUGGAACUGCAGCCACAGAAAAGAGCCACAGCCGCCCAGUGUUUGAAACACCCCUGGGUUUCCUCCUAGAGACGCUCAGCAGCGCCACGGAGCCGGGGCCGUCGUUGUGCAGGAGUCGGUUUCUGACAAGAGCUCGGAAGUUUUUUAAAUUCAUCUCAGAAGAUUUUCUAGAUAAAAAAACAAGGACAUUUCUGAGAUGGGAAAGUCCAAUGUUUACUGGGACAGAAAGCAAAUCAGAAAUGUUGAGCUAAAUAGUUUAUAGAAGGACUUGCACUUCUGAGUUUCAAAAGUCAAAUUUGAUGAUGUUUCUGAGAUUAUUCUCAAAAUUUGAUAUUCAUAAUUUUUAUCUUUUUUUUAGUUUUGCACCCCAGAAAUUUCUUUCUUAGAGAAUUUCUGAGAUUAUUCAAAAAAUUUCUGGCUUUUUUUUUUUUUUUUUUUACAUUAUUUUGGGUGGAAAUGCCCUACUUUUUUUUUCUAUGCACAGUGGCCCGGAUACGCUGUCGGACACAGGAGACGAUGUCUGGUAAAAGGGGACUCUGCCUGCAGCGGUGGUUUGCUGCUGGCAUCAGUAAAAACACUGACUUCCUUUUUCUCACAUUUGCUAUUUAACACGUUUGAUGCCACAGAGAUGAGCGUCUCCGCUGCUGCUUCCGCUUUGUGUUUGAUUCUCCGUUCUUCUUGGUAUCUUACAUUUUAACAUGACUAUAAAAGACUGAGAAUGCUGGGAAGUACUGUUUAUAAAAUCUUAGAUUCUUUUUUUUUUUUACAAUAAAAAUGUGCAAGAACAACUCU